CGAACGCAGACGUAAGCCUGGAGGACCAAUCACGGCGACCAGGAGGCAGGAACAAUGGGGGUUAAAGGUCAGGCGGAAGUUCCCGGAGUUUCCGGUGGCCGGCUGGAGCGUGAACUAUGGCUAAACACCAUCCGGACUUGAUUUUUUGUCGCAAGCAGGCUGGUGUUGCCAUCGGAAGACUCUGUGAAAAAUGUGACGGCAAGUGUGUGAUCUGUGACUCCUAUGUGCGUCCCUGCACCCUGGUGCGCAUAUGUGAUGAGUGUAACUACGGCUCCUAUCAGGGGCGCUGUGUGAUCUGUGGAGGCCCGGGAGUCUCAGACGCCUAUUAUUGUAAGGAGUGCACCAUCCAGGAGAAGGAUAGGCUAGCUAUUUUAACUCCUUGGAUCAAAUGCAAGAUAGAGGGCUUAUAGAUCUAUAGUAAGGAGAGAUGGUUGCCCAAAGAUUGUCAAUUUGGGGAGCUCUAAGACAGAUCUCUUCUAUGAACGAAAAAAAUACGGCUUCAAGAAGAGGUGAUUGGUGGGUGACCUCUUUCUCCCCUCGUCAAGCUGCUGCCGCUGCCAGAAAAGACGCCUACGACUGCCAACAGAAAGGGAGUGGGUGCAGCACAUCGCCCGAAUCGCCUGUUAGCGCGCUGGCACCUCCACCCUGCCCUCUCCUCUCACCCAGAUCAGGUGGUAGAAAGGGAAAAGGAUUCUUCACAGGGAGCUUGGCAGACUAAAUCAGAAAAAAAUGGUAGAUUAGGUCAUGGUUUUUCUUGAAUUCAAGAAGCAAGACUUUCCACAUUGACAAGUUCUCUCUACACUGAGCGCUUCUAAACAGAAAUAUCAUUUCAGCGAUCUUUUGACUAUGAAACGACCCGUGAUCUUACAGCAGCUCUGAUGGCAGUUGUCUUUGAUGAAACAUUGGCAGUGGGGUAGGAAGCUCUUGGAACGAUAAAUUUGGGCAUUUAAUCUUGUAACACCAGCCAGGUGGUGCUGGUUCAUGUUUUAAGAAAUUGGAAACCCUUUCUGUUGCUGUUGUAUUAAUAAAGUAGGUGUUUAUUUUCUGGUA
Messenger RNA from Pipistrellus kuhlii (Kuhl's pipistrelle), 1050 nucleotides. It is a transcript of the gene PHF5A, whose product is annotated as PHD finger protein 5A. The transcript is spliced from 5 exons. Lineage: Eukaryota; Metazoa; Chordata; Mammalia; Chiroptera; Vespertilionidae. Gene Ontology annotation, cellular component: U12-type spliceosomal complex; catalytic step 2 spliceosome; precatalytic spliceosome. Gene Ontology annotation, biological process: mRNA splicing, via spliceosome. Bases 117 to 410 code for a protein of 97 amino acids. The record is from RefSeq and is a predicted model, not a curated record.